Messenger RNA from Trichomonas vaginalis G3, 1116 nucleotides. Its product is annotated as translation initiation factor protein. Bases 1 to 1116 code for a protein of 371 amino acids. Lineage: Eukaryota; Parabasalia; Trichomonadida; Trichomonadidae. The transcript has a single exon. The record is from RefSeq and is a predicted model, not a curated record. Gene Ontology annotation, cellular component: eukaryotic translation initiation factor 3 complex, eIF3m. Gene Ontology annotation, molecular function: translation initiation factor activity; RNA binding; protein binding. Gene Ontology annotation, biological process: cytoplasmic translational initiation.
AUGGAGCCAGAUCAGGAAGCACUUGAUAUAGAGUAUCCACUUAAAGUCAUUGAUGAAAUUCGCGGAUCACAAACAGAAAGCGUCCUAUUUACACCAGGCGAGCGUGCUUGCACUCAUGCUUGCUUAGAUAGUACAGGUCAUCUUGCAUUUGUUGUUUCUGAUAAGGAUGUCUAUGGCUACUUCAUACCAUUUGGCACUAACUUCAAAAUCUAUUCUGGCCACGAUGGUGCUAUUACAGACAUCGACAUUGAACCAGAAAAUAAAAUCAUUGCUACAGUUGGUAACUCAAUGCAUAUAAUCUUUCACGAAGUUGAGACAGGCAAUAUUUUACUUGACGAGUUAACAGACAAAAUGCAUGCAGCAUGCUGCUUUGGCCCACGUAAUAUGCACUUUUUCGCAACCGUCACAUCUAAGCAAAUGAAGCAGGAAAUUGUUCUCACAGGCUACCACUUUGUCGAGAAAAGAGGCAAGGAUGAUUACCCAAUUGAUAUGUCUAAUGUUAUGUUCAAAUACAAAUUUGACUGCGUAGUCAACUCCAUCCGCUGGCCAAAGGCAGAUAUGAUUUUAGCCGGUGAUGUCCAAGGAAAAGUUCAUGUUCUUACUGGCCUUAAUAACGACGUUCCAAAUGUACAAAUCAUUGAUGCUCACAGAGGUCCAAUCAACGCUAUUACCAUGUCAUUUGACAACAACUUCUUUGCUACAGCAUCAGCUGAUACAACAGCUCGCCUCUGGAAAAUACCACAGAAGGAGAUUGACCAGUUCGAGUUAAUUGGUACAUAUAAUCAUUCAUUCCAGAUUUCCUGUGCAGCUAUUUCUCCAAAGGAGCCAGUAAUUGUUCUCGCUUCUACAGCAGAUCACUCAGAAGUCGCUAGAAUCAACUCUGGUUCAACAGAUUUUACAAUCAACUUCUUCCACACUAUCUUCCAGGAAGAAUUUGCAUCUAUGAAGGUUCAUAAGUCCCCAAUCAACUGGGUUGCAUUCACUUCUGAUGGCUUUUCACUUAUUACAACUUCAGCUGAAGGUACAUUCCAAGUUAUUCACCUUUGUGGAGAUUAUGCUGAGAGUAUCAUUGAACAGCGCAGGAAAAUGAAGGAAAUCGAAGCUAUCACAGACUAA